Naegleria fowleri is the source of this 645-nucleotide messenger RNA. RefSeq lists its product as uncharacterized. The record is from RefSeq and is a predicted model, not a curated record. NCBI's taxonomy places the organism in Eukaryota, Heterolobosea, Eutetramitea, Acrasida, Naegleriidae. The transcript has a single exon. Bases 1 to 645 code for a protein of 214 amino acids.
AUGAUGAGUGGAGGAGCCAAUAGUGGCAGCUCCUCAUUGAUGAGUGAUGAAUUAUUGGAUGCCACUUUUAAGAAUGAUCUACUUCGAGUAUGGGACACGAGAAAUUCAAAUUCUUCCAAAUGUACAAAGGCAUUCCAAGUUUCUCCUAUGGCCAGCAAUAGCAGUAGUCAGCAAUUAUCAUUGGAUAAUAGCAGUAGUGGCACGAGCAUCGAGUCCUCUUCUUCCAUCUCCAGCGCACCCAUUGUUUCCUUCGAUUUUUAUAGUCGUCCUGAAAGUGAUCAAUUGUUUGCAAUUCAACCUGAUCGUAUUUUGUAUUGUAAGGCCUAUAGCUUUGUGUCCUCUCGACCCCAGCUACCCCCUCCUCAAUUCAAAGUCGCAGGUUCCAUCGACGCAAGAGCCGGAAUCAAGCAGAAAAAGCUUCCUCCCAAGAAAAAGAGAGACAUUCCAAUCGAUUGUGAAAAUAGAGAAGUUUUACAUUGUGAAAGCAUUGCAGAAAGAACGCUCUCAGGAAAUAUGGUUGGAAUGAAUGGUUCAGACAGUAGUGCUUUUUCAAGUGGAGGAAACUACACAGACGUGAAAUAUCUUCCUCUACACAAACUUUUGCUCAUUCCGACCGAUAAUGGACGUGUGAAGGUGUUCUCUUGA